Messenger RNA from Rattus norvegicus (Norway rat), 4509 nucleotides. RefSeq names its product TIMP metallopeptidase inhibitor 3 (gene Timp3). The record is from RefSeq and is marked validated. The transcript is spliced from 5 exons. The coding region runs from base 300 to 935 and encodes 211 amino acids. NCBI's taxonomy places the organism in Eukaryota, Metazoa, Chordata, Mammalia, Rodentia, Muridae. Gene Ontology annotation, molecular function: metalloendopeptidase inhibitor activity.
ACAGUGGGCAGCGGGCAGCCGCCAGCGCCAAGGAGCUUCUUCUCUUGCUUCUCCGCUUCCCGAUCCUUCUCCCGGAGGCCACUCACUGGCUCCGCGGACUCGUGCGCCAGACACCCUUGGCCACUUGGUCACAUCCCGCCGGGCUACUUGGAAGGCACUUCCCCGGAGCUCAAAGUUGCCCACCGUGCACAGUGCACGGUUAAACCCGGCGAGUGAGCUCGGACUGCAGCACCGGCGCUAGCGCUCGGCAACUUUGAGGAAAAGAGCGGCAGUCCCCGCAGCGGACCACAGCAGCUACCAUGACUCCCUGGCUUGGGCUUGUCCUGCUCCUGAGCUGCUGGAGCCUUGGGCACUGGGGAACGGAAGCGUGCACAUGCUCGCCCAGCCAUCCCCAGGAUGCCUUCUGCAACUCCGACAUCGUGAUCCGGGCCAAAGUGGUGGGAAAGAAGCUGGUGAAGGAAGGGCCCUUUGGCACUCUGGUCUACACUAUUAAGCAAAUGAAGAUGUACCGAGGAUUCAGUAAGAUGCCCCAUGUGCAGUACAUUCACACAGAAGCCUCUGAAAGUCUCUGUGGCCUUAAGCUAGAAGUCAACAAAUACCAGUACCUGCUGACAGGGCGCGUGUAUGAAGGCAAGAUGUACACAGGGCUGUGCAACUUUGUGGAGAGGUGGGACCACCUCACACUGUCCCAGCGCAAGGGCCUCAAUUACCGCUACCACCUGGGUUGCAAUUGCAAGAUCAAGUCCUGCUACUACUUGCCUUGCUUUGUGACCUCCAAGAAUGAAUGUCUCUGGACCGACAUGCUCUCCAAUUUCGGGUACCCUGGCUAUCAGUCCAAACACUACGCCUGCAUCCGGCAGAAGGGUGGCUACUGCAGCUGGUACCGAGGAUGGGCCCCCCCAGACAAGAGCAUCAGCAAUGCCACAGACCCCUGAACCCAGACCUGUCCCACCUCACCUCCUUCCCAUCCCGCUGAGCGUCCCGGACACUAACUCUUCCCAGAUGAUGACAAUGAAAUUAGUGCCUGUUUUCUUGCAAAUUUAGCACUGGGGGACAGUUAAAGUCUCUGCCGUUUAUGGAGUUGAUUUGGAAAUACCUUCCUGGUCCCGCCCCCUUAUACCCCGUCUUUUUGGUUUUGACAUCACCCAUUUCCAACUGUGGAUCUCUGGUGCCAAGCCAGAAAGAAUGAGGCAUGUAUACACACCUCUUCUUCAUGAUAUAUAAUCUAUAUUUUUUUAGGAAAACAGAAAUUGAAAAAUCUACCCCAUUGGGGCAUUUAAUAGCUACUCUUCUUUCUUCUUCCUCUCUUGACCACAUCCUAGACCGCACUUCCAUAGACACUUCUUCAUCCAAGUACACAGGAAGCAUGGAUAAGGAAGUUGGCAGAAGUCCAACUGUUUCCCCGAUCAGCCAAGGGCAGCAAGCAGACAGACGCCAGGUAUUUGAAGGCCUUAUACACAGAGGAUAUACAACUGUGUGUCUGGAUCAGACAGUCUGUCUAUGUCUGCAUGUCAGAUUGAGGGAGGGAAGGGACAGACUGUAGGAGUGGGUCACACAGUUUCCCAGUCCUGUGAUUCUUGGGUUGACCCGCUGUUUCAGGUCCUGGAACAAGCAUCCAAGAGUAGCAGAACUUUCUGAGUUGGCAAAGACUUAAACAUCUGCCCGAGUUCAGCAGGCAACCUGCCUGUUUGUAUAAAAAAACUCAGACGAAGGGCUGAGACGAACGUCUUUCCUCUCCUGCCUCCCAUGAGACAGUCUCCUGGGAAUCCUAGGCUGGAAGCUUGCAAACAUGUGAGCUGGAGAAACACACACCUGACACCAUCCACAGAUAUAGUCAAGUAGAUUUGGGUAGAGAAUACUAUUUCCAAAGUAGUGUUUAGCUCAUCUAGGGGGAUGUGUUUAUAUAUACAUUUGCAUAUACCCACAGGGGAUUAUGAGCUAAUUUUUUUAUAGGACACAGAAUUCUAUUCAAUGCUGUUAAAUAUGCAAAUAGUUUAAUCUCUUUUGUUGUUGUUUGAUGGGAAAUUGUGACAUUCCAAGUUGACUUUUUUUUUUUAUCUGAAUUAAAAUUUGAAACUCUGACCACACUCAGCACCCUCUUGUCCCUAUCACUGGGGUUGUUUGACCCUUCAUCUCCUUUUUCCUUCUGCUUUGUGUUUGGGGUGCCCUUCACUUAGUUGCCUUACUAGCCGGCUGAUGGCAGGUGAGUGUGAGUGUUAGGGCAGGGGCUGUCUCAUGAAAGGGACAGUUGCACAUCAUCCUACAUCAGUGGAAUGACUCCUCUCCUGGAUCUGGGGACAGCAUAUACUUCUUCCCCAGCUCAGUCAUGGGUGAACGUCACCUCCUGAGAUGGUCACCUCAGAGAAGGAACACGGUUGGUUACUGAGGGAGCCAGGCUCUGCCAACAAACUGUAGGCCUUUUGUUGUGUAGUAUUUUUGUUUUUUAAAUAAAAGUAUAGUAUAAAUUUUCCUAUUAAAUAAGAUUAUUUUAAGUUUUACUGUCAAAAUUGCAAUGCCCAUUGUAGGUAAGGGUGUACUAUACAGAUUUGGAGAUGGUAAGGUGGUGACAUUUAACACAAUUACACUGUCUUUUUUCAGGUUAUGGGUAUAUAUCCUCUAUUAGUAUCAUAUCUUUUUCAUUCCACUUUAGGAAACACAGUUACCAGUUAUAAGUAGAGAGAGAGAGAGAGAGAAAGACAAGUUCUAGUCUGCCUCUACCCCACACAUACCACUUCUUUGUCCAGGGGUUUGACAGAAUAGCAGGCCCGGAAGACAGUUGAGGAGAUGGGUGUCAAGUUUCCUCUGGGUAGAUUUCAUUCCCCGGCAUCCUUCCCCUGUGCUGACAGGGAGCAGAAGGCGCAACGCUUUCCAUGGUGUGGGGCAGAAGGAGCCGAGGUCAGCAAGCCAGUGGUUCUUAAGAGGUAAACCUCUGACUUACUGUUGGAAGUUGUCUCUUUCAACCUCAGAGUCUCCUAAUAUGGCGCUCCUGAUCUACCCUGCUCAAUGCUCUCCCGUAUGUACACCCCAGCCUCUUUCCCAAGAAGUCUCUGGCCAUUCUCAGUCCCUGUGUGAUCAGCCUCCCUCCUACCCGGACAGACUUGAGGUGAGGCCUAAGUAUGAGGCACCUGAAGUUAACCUGAAGAUAAAACCAUUGGCAGAACCACGGCCCCAGGUGGCUGUUGAGGUCUUGGCGAGAAGUCCUGGGCAAGGAAGGUCUUUCGUAAAGUCACAUCAUUGGAGAGCCGUUUUUGCGCUUUCAAUAAGCUAUAGCUUUGUUUCUUUCUCCUGUUCACUUACUGUAUAAUUUAAAGUCAUUUAUGUAGCUGAGACACUUUGUUAUUUCAAUCAUAUCGUGAAUGUUUUAUUUUGCUAAAUCAUGUGCCAUGUGUAGGCUGUCGUGUGUACACUGUGUCUAAGAGAAGAAGAAAAGAAAGAAAGAAAAAAAACCCCACAUGCCAUUUUUUUUUCCUGAUUCAAAUUCUACAGUAGAAUGGAAGGCAGAAUACUGGGGCUCGAGCACUCAGCUGGAAUAAAGAUUCAAGGAAAUGGAAAGUACUAGAAACAGACUCCUCCAGCCUCCUCCCCAUGGGAUCCUAAGGGUGGGAAGGAGAAAAAGAACAAAAGUACACUGAUGUCCUUGUCCUGUAUCAACUAUCCCUGGGUCAUCUGCCACCCACUUUCCAAGACCUUUCUCCUACUCAACCAGGAAGCCGUGGUUUCUGCAAUCCAGGGCCAUGGCAACUGUGACUCCAAGCUCUCUCUGUCUCAUCCAGUCAACUUUUCUGCCUCCUAACCAAGGAAUUCCUCUACGCAGGCUCUUGUUGCCCAGGCUAGCCCUCUUUUUCAGCCAGGAUGUGGAGCUGAAGGAGACCCUAGUGUUUACUUUCUCCAGUCCUAGCUCUGCCAUAUAAACACUGUUUCAUGCUGUGCUUCUUAAAUGAUAAAGGACACAGUGACUUUUGGGGAUAGAUUUGUCUGGGAGAUGAUGUGAGUCCGGGAGGCAUUACUCUUCCCUGCCUCACAUCAAGGUGCCAUUCAGGUAUUUGGCUCCUAGCUACUUAAAGUUAAAAAUAAUCACUCUAAUAUUUGUAUCAUAGAAACUCAAAAAAAAAAAAAAAAGAAAAGUCACAGAAACAUAAUCAAAUGGGAGAAGGCAGGAGAGAAUGGUCUCAACAGAUUUAAGUUGGCUGUUGGGACUGAGGAGGAGAGGACCUGAUGAAAAGACCAUGCUCUGGGGACAGGGAUACCUUAGAUUCUCUGUCUACUUUUCUUCUAACAAGUCAGCUGUGCUGAAGCCCAGUAGUGAUGAAGAGACUCCAGCCAGAGAAAAACCCAUCUAGAAGGAAUGUAUUUGUUGCUAAAUUUUGUAGCACUGUUUACAGUUUUCCUCCAUGUUAUUUAUGAAUUUUAUAUUCCGUGAAUGUAUAUUGUCUUGUAAUGUUGCAUAAUGUUCACUUUUUAUAGUGUGUCCUUUAUUCUAAACAGUAAAGUGGUUUUAUUUCUAUCACA